Magallana angulata is the source of this 1698-nucleotide messenger RNA. RefSeq names its product C-type lectin domain family 4 member C-like. Bases 61 to 771 code for a protein of 236 amino acids. NCBI's taxonomy places the organism in Eukaryota, Metazoa, Mollusca, Bivalvia, Ostreida, Ostreidae. The record is from RefSeq and is a predicted model, not a curated record. The transcript is spliced from 4 exons.
AGUGCGCAGAGCACAUGCAAGAUAACUGUUAACUAUUUUUUCUUACUCGCAUUUAGUGCCAUGAAGUUUUUGUGUGCAUGUCUUUUGAUAGGACUUUUAUACAGAAUCAACAGCGUACAUUCUAAUCAUAUCCACGUUUGGAGAAAUAAUGAAAAAUAUAAUGACAAGCUAUUUGUCGACCAAUUCAACUUCAACGAAGAACCUCUGCACGCUAUAUCCGCGACAUCUUGCGGACGGCUGUGUACCAAUCUUGGGAUCUCCCCGGCUUUUUCUUACCGUAGGAAGAAUUGCUACUGUUAUGCCAGCACGCCGAAUAGUAAUUCCUCAUAUACAAAUAUGAGAGGAGCUGUGUAUUACACCAAAGAACCAGUUGAAAAGUCCAUCGCAUGUGCGGAAAAAAAGUACACAUACCUGAGUAAUACCGACAUUUGCUAUAAAAUCUACGACGACAUUUUUGGACUUCUGAACCCCGGUGAUGGAUGUCAAUCAGACGGGGCUCAUCUUAUUAUGUUAGACACGGCCGAAAAACUCCAGGAUUUCCAGUUCCUUCAACCAGGCAAUUAUUACUUAAUUGGAUUAGAGAAGAUUAGCGACAAGUGGGAAUGGACAGGUGACAGAUCAGUUGUAUUCAACACUAGUCUGUGGUACCCAGGCGAACCAAAUGGUCUUCUAGUGCCAGAACUCUGCGGGGCUGUGGGACACUUCCUGGCAGGUGGAAUUGGUAUUUUUGAUAUUAGUUGUACAUAUCACAAGUGCAUAUGCGAAAUAUAAACGUAUUUUUUCUCGUACAUUGAAAUGUCACCACAUUUAUUUUACUAUGGAGAUCCUAGCUCCAUUGAUAAAAACUGCUAUUUAGCAAAAGUGAUAAAAAUAUCUGACUGACAUUUCAUAUUUCCUAUAUCUCAUUGUAUAAACCAAAAGACAGUUCUUCUAAUACACCAUGAGUAUAUGCAAAUGAAUAACAAUGCAUACUGAAAGUAGUUUUUUAAAUGCGUUUUUAAUUUUGUUUCACACAUUCAAAAAACAGUAAGAAGAUUUUAUCUUCAAAUAUCGAAAUACAUUUGCGUAACUUGGAAAAUCUCAUUCCAAAAACGUCGAAAUCUACUCUUGUCAUAAUUAUCUUCUCAUCGUCUGAUUCAUGAAAAUAUUAUCGUUCAUUUUUCUAGACAUGUGAGUGUUGUAAUAUUAUUCAAAAUAAUUAGAUAGUAGAAACUUUCGGAGACAAUUUUUUAUCUCAAAAACUUUAUCAUAAUAUAUUAUAAUAUCUAGAGGUUUCAAGAGGCAUACACGAUGAGAAUUAAAAUACGUGGAUAGAGUGCAAGGAGACAGAACAUUAAAACAUUAGUCAUAGGUAUCAUUUAGAAUGAGGUAUAUUGUGUUUGGAAUCAAAUAAUGAAUGCACACUUCAAAAUAAAGUCAGAGAACAUGAACAAUAAAUACGGAUUAAGUUUUGAACUUUGAACAGUAUUGGUGCGUUUAGAAACGCUAUGAAAAGGGAGUUGGCGAAGAUGAGAGAGGUACAGUAAAAGAUAUAUACAGUGUAUUAAAUAUAAACCUGUACUACCUUUUGCAUCGGACAAUAUUUUCUCCUUUGAGGGCUAACAUAAUGUUGCCCUCAACUCCAGUCAUUAUUUGUAUGAUAUUAAAGAACUAAUCUUUUUGUGAUAUUCUUCUGUAAAUAAAAAACGAACAUUUAUU